This is a messenger RNA of Adineta steineri, 2511 nucleotides long. NCBI's taxonomy places the organism in Eukaryota, Metazoa, Rotifera, Eurotatoria, Adinetida, Adinetidae. The record is from the annotation of a GenBank genome assembly.
AUGAAAUCUAUAUUUAUUAACGUAUUUAACGUCGAUUUUCAUCGGUAUAUAAGUUUACUUAUUAUCAUUGUUUUUAUUCGACAAACUAUAGCAGGUGUAUUACCAUCACAAGAUUCUGUUUCAUUAUAUACAGCAAAUGAUAAAGUUGUUAUUUUAACAAAUCAAAAUUUUUCAUCAACUGUUUAUCAAUCGAAAACAGCGUGGCUUAUUGAAUUUUAUGCAAGUUGGUGUGGUCAUUGUCAAUCUUAUGCGAAUACGUAUCGUGAAGUUGCUAUUGAUACAUGGGGAUGGAAAAGAAUUGUUCGAAUUGGAGCAAUAAAUUGCUACGCGGAAGAAAAUAGUGCUAUAUGUGACCAACAUUCGAUUACGGCAUUUCCAACACUUCGAUUAAUAGCACCUGAAACAACUUUCAAUACAUCAAAAGCUAUAAGUCUAACAGCAAAUGAUGCAAAAGAUGUAGAAAGAGAAUUAAUCAAAGAACUUGAUGCAUUACAAAUAGCAGAUAAAACUUGGCCUCGUUUUAGACCUCUCAAUCAAAUUGCAUUCAGCGAUAUUUAUUCACAUGCACCGACAUCUGUAAAACUUAUGUUACUUAUAGUAGAAAAACAAGAUGAUUAUACUGGUCGACAAAUUAUGCUUGAUUUUUCAAAAUAUCAUGAACAAUUGACAAUUUUUCGUACAACAAUAGAUGGUAAAUUAUGGCAUCGUUUUCAAUUAAAUACUACAGAAUUACCUGCUCUAUUAAUUAUUCAUCCAAAUCGAACUACAGAACGAAUUAAUACGAAGCAAAAUAACAAUGAAAAUAUGGGUAGUCGAAAUUUAUUUAAUUAUGCAAUCCGAUCAUAUAUUCAUGAAAAAAAAUGUAUUGAUGAUUUUAAUGAUCGUGAUCUAGAAGAAAUAAUUCAUAGUAAAAAUGCACUUAAAAAUGCAGACAAAUUGAAAAUAUCAGAUACUGACGAGAAAAAAACAGAUGAUGUAGUAGAGACAAAUACUAUUUCUGAAAAACUAUCUAUGGUCGAUCUUGAAACAGCUUUAUCAUAUAUGUUACGACGAGAAAUACCUCGAAUUAAAGAAAUUCAAGGUGAAGCUUAUGAUGCAUUACUACAUUGGUUGACUGUACUUAUAAAGUAUUUUCCUGGUCGUGAACCAGUUAUGACUUAUCUUAAAAACUUAUUAUCAAAAGUGGACAAUCAACCAAAUGGUAUCACUGGAAAAAAGUUUCGAGAAUUUGCUGAUAUAAAUACACCAGAAAGUUAUUUACCAAAUAAUCAAGUUCGUUAUCAAUAUUGUACAGGUUCUUUACCACGAUAUCGUGGUUAUCCAUGUGGACUUUGGCUUCUUUUUCAUACAUUAACUGUGUCACAAGUUCAAUCAGAACCUAAACGAAUGCGUAUUAUUGAAAUUCCAUCAGCUGUAAAAAGUUUUAUCAAACACUUUUUUGGUUGUCGGCAUUGUAGUGAUAAUUUUAUGAAAGAAACAAGUGAUUUUCAUCAACUUGAUUCUGGUGAUAAAAAUUCAGCAAUAAUUUAUCUUUGGAAAAUUCAUAAUCAUGUUAAUAAACGUUUACAUAGUGAUGAAACUGAAGAUCCAAAACAUCCCAAAGUUCAAUUUCCAUCAGAAAAUCUUUGCUCAAAAUGUCAAUCAGAUAAUAAUAAUUUUGAUAUGACAACAACACUCAAUUUUCUUUUAAAAUUUUACUCAAAAAAUAAUAUUGACCUGACAUCAGUAGAGGAUUUUACGCCAUCUGGUAAUACACAAGAUGAAUUAACACGUAAACCUUCUAUUGAUCAAUAUGAAAUGAUUGAAAUUAAUAAUGAUUCAACCAAAAAAUUUCGAAAUAUUCGAUAUAUCAUAUCAAUUAUUCAACGUUUUCCAUUCUAUUUUCUAAUAUUUUCAGAUGAACAAGAAAUUAACCGUCGAAGUAGUAUUGCUGGAGCUUCUUAUAAUUUAAUAAAUUCAAUUGUUGGAUCAGGUGUUAUUGGUAUGAGCUAUGCAUUCCGACAGUCAGGUUAUUUAGCUGGACUUGUAUUACUUGGUAUAGUCGCGAUUUUAACUGAUUAUUCAACUACAAUUUUACUUCGUUCAGGUCAGUUAGCAAAAGUAACAACAUAUCAAGAACUUGUUUAUAAUGUUCUUGGUAAAUUCGGUUUUAUAUGGCUUUCAUUAGUUCAAUUUCUUUAUCCAUUUAUCUGUCUUAUUUCAUAUAAUAUUAUCAUCGGUGAUACAGUAACUAAAGUUCUUCAUCGUUUAUGGCCAACAAUACCUUAUAUAUUUCAAGAUCGUUAUACAAUUAUUUUUCUUUGUUCUCUUUUUGUUACUUUACCAUUAUCACUUUAUCGAAAUAUUGCUAAAUUAUCUCAGAUAUCACUUGCUGGUCUUAUUCUUGUUGUAACAACAGUAUUAAUAUUGAUAAAACGUGGUUCUGAUACGAUACCAUAUAUAUCACAAGAAACUCGUAAUCUUCGUAUGAUAAAUACAAAUAUUGCUGAAAGUAUUGGUGUUAUGGCGUAA